AUAGUAUCACAACCACUGCCGUUGUUUAACCGACUCGUUGUCUCUGCUAUUAACAAGCAAGGCGAGCUUAUAUUAGCUUUACAUAUAAUGACUUCCUCGGAUUGGAUCAGUCGACUUGGGGUCAGCGAAGUGUGACCUGUGUUGAAGUGGUAGCGACGAGUUAUCGCCCUGACGAGAGUUGUGGACAUUGAUCACUGAGGAGACCCCGCCAUGGCUACAGCUGACGGGGGUGCAAGCUUCCUGACAAGAGUGUUUGACACCGCCCGUGGGAACUACAUCGCGUUAGCCGGGGUCGUCAGCGUGGGCAUUGGGAUAGCGUUGUUACGACAACUUGUCAGUGGGGGAGUAUGUCGCAGCAACGUCCGUCUCAAGGGCAAGUUCGCCAUCGUCACCGGCGCCAACACCGGCAUUGGGAAGGAGACGGCGAAGGACCUGGCUGUGAGAGGUGCCCGUGUGUUGCUGGCGUGUCGAGACCCCCUGAAAGGUGCGGCUGCUGCAGAUGAUAUAUUCAGGACGACUGGACAAAGGUUGAUGGUAAAGACAUUGGAUUUGGCGAAUUUAGACUCGGUCAGACAGUUCGCGAAGGAUAUCAACGAUGAGGAGCCGAAGCUUGAUAUACUCGUCAACAAUGCAGGUGUGAUGAUGUGCCCAAAGAUGCUGUCCAAGCAGGGCUAUGAACUUCAGUUUGCUACCAACCACCUGGGUCACUUCCUCCUCACCAACCUCCUGCUUGGGCUCAUCCAGAGGUCCGCACCCAGUCGCAUCGUCGUCGUGUCCUCGGGUAUAUAUAAAAGGGGCGACAUCAACUUUGACGACAUCAACAGUGAGAAGGAGUACAAUCCUUACGCUGCCUACGCUCAGAGUAAAGUAGCAAAUAUUCUCUUUUCAAAUGAGCUUGCCAAGAAACUUAAAGGGACAGGUGUGACGGUAAACUCUCUACACCCUGGCGUGAUCGCGAGUGACCUGACCAGGCACGUCGAGGACAGGGUCCCCGGCGUCCUGCGGUUCCUCAUCAAGCCCCUCUACCUCUUGGUGCAGGUGCUCGCCUUCAAGACAGUGAAGCAGGGCGCCCAGACUUCUAUCUGCUGCGCUGUGGCGGAGGAGCUGGAGGGAGUGACUGGGAAGUACUUCAGCGACUGUACACAGACGAAGUUGCUGCCUCACGCCACCGACGAGGACGCUGCCAGGAGAUUGUGGAGGUUGAGUGAGGAAAUGACCGGCCUCGUAACAGGAGCAGAUAACUCCGGGAAAAGUAGCAAAACGAAGUCCGACCGUGUGGAAUCGAAUUCUGAGGACAAGAAAACUGAGAGACAGGAAACUGUGACCAAGUCUGGCUCGAAACAGACGACUGUUUGAAUGUGUUAAUACAUAGUUCGGCUGCUGGGGAUGUUUUAGUGAACAUGUGGAUAUGUCAGGAUUUCAUUCUAAAAAAAGAUUCACCCACAUUGAUGGCUUAAAUGAGUUAUGAUUUAUGCAUGCGUGAAAGGUAAUAUAACUUAUAUAAUCAUGUGUGUAACCUCCACAAGAUUAGAUACAACAAAUAUUUACGAGAUGAUAUUACUAUUUAAGGAAGAUAUAUUUAGUUGACAUGGAUUAAACGGAUGACCAUUAUGUCUGGAAAACCUGAAUACGUGUCCCUCGGCGUCCUUAGGAUGGUAGGUCUCGUGUUCAAGUUCCAGAUUAGCCCCGAGUGUGGUACUUGAUCUGCCAGCACCAUACCCGUGGCCACUGAGUAGGUUUUACAAAAGUGGUAAACCUAUGAAUAUGUCUUCAGCAACCCAUGACUCUUAAAAGACGACCAACGGGAUAGGGUGGUCAGGUUCGGUAACUAAAAAAUUGGUUCAUAGGGGGCGGUGGGGUAGCCUAGUGGUUAAAGCGUUCGCUCGUCACGCCGAAGACCUGGAAACAAUGUGUGAAGCCCAUAUCUGGUGCCCCCCGACGUGAUAUUUACUUGGUUCAUACACCUCUGAUAUUCUCGGCGAUCUAUAGGUUCCAAGGUGUUUCCCAACUGCUAUACCGGUAAAAUCACAACAUAGAAACAAACCUGCUGCUGUUAUUUAUUUGUUAUAUAAGCAUAACAAGGACCACUGUCUUUUGAUGUCUAUGACAUGUAUGUAAACAUUGAUGUUUUGAACAAAUUAUUUUUUACGAAAUAAAUGUUUUAUUCUU
Molecule: messenger RNA, 2169 nt
Organism: Haliotis rufescens (red abalone)
Lineage: Eukaryota; Metazoa; Mollusca; Gastropoda; Lepetellida; Haliotidae
Product: retinol dehydrogenase 14-like
Exons: 7
Coding region: 211-1356 (381 amino acids)
Source: RefSeq, a predicted model, not a curated record